Molecule: messenger RNA, 13923 nt
Organism: Adineta ricciae
Lineage: Eukaryota; Metazoa; Rotifera; Eurotatoria; Adinetida; Adinetidae
Source: the annotation of a GenBank genome assembly
AUGAAUUUAAAACUAGUGGUAUUUCUGUUCUGUUCCAAUUUUUUGUUGCUAUACUCAAUAACAGACGCGUGUGGUAUCAAUGAAUGGAGAUGUGAAACAGGUGGUCGUUGUAUUCCGACAACAUGGCGUUGCAAUCGAAUUAACGAUUGCACUGAUGGGUCCGAUGAACGCAAUUGCACUUAUCCAAGAUGUUCGGAGUCGCAAUUUGAUUGUGGAGACCGGUGUAUACCGCGUACGUGGAGAUGUGAUGGUGACAAUGAUUGUGGAAACAAUGCUGAUGAACAAAAUUGUCCUCCGAGAAGAUGUUCAAAUACACAGUUCCAAUGCAAUGAUACAAGGUGUAUUGAUGCUUCGAUGAAAUGCAAUCAUGUCAAAGAUUGCAGUGAUGGCAGUGAUGAAGAAACAUUUUGCAAUUAUCGCUCAUGUAAUUCUUCAAGUGAAUUUCAAUGUGAUAUACAACGCUGCUUACCAUUAACACAAAAAUGUGAUGGUUAUUACAACUGUGAUGAUCGUACUGAUGAGCUUAAUUGUAAUAGCACAGCUUGUACAGCGAAUCAAUUUCGAUGUGUUGCGGAUGGUCGAUGUAUACCAAGUUAUCAGCGUUGUGACUUUCGCUUACAAUGUACAGAUGGAUCCGACGAAGCUAAUUGCACACGAUCAAAUUGUACACAAUCUCAAUUUCAAUGUACGAAUGGAAGAUGUAUUCCAUCGUCAUGGGUUUGUGACACGGAUAAUGAUUGUCUCGACCAAAGUGAUGAAAUGCACUGUGGAGCAAGACUAUGUCCUCCACAUAUGUAUCCAUGUAAUGUCACAGGACAAUGCAUUGAUAUAACAAAAGUAUGUAAUGGUCAACAAGAUUGUGCAGAUGGUACGGAUGAAAGUCCUCAAUGUGGCUCUCGGCUAUGUAAUUUGUAUUCGUGUGAUCAUGAUUGUCGUGCUACUCCUGAUGGUCGGGGUGUAUGCUAUUGUCCAUUGGGAUUUCAAAUAAAUCCGGCAAACAAUCGCUCUUGUAUUGAUGUCAAUGAAUGUGAAAUCUGGGAUGAAUGUGAUCACAAUUGUCAAAAUACAAUUGGAUCAUAUGUCUGCACAUGUCGAGCGAACUAUACGCUUGAGACAGGCAAUCGAUGCAAACAUAUCAAUAGUGAUAAUAUGAAAAUGUUUGUCGCAAUCGCGAAUAAAAUAUACGAGAUCGAUCGACUUGGCAAUUCUCGAAUUCUGUAUGUUGGACGAGAAAAUAUGACAAUCAGCGCUGUUGACUAUCACUACCGGAAUCGAAUUUUGUACUUUACCGAUUCUCGCGCACAUCAAAUUUACUCUUUAUUACUAUCAUCACCGUACCCGAGCGCAACACUCAUUCUUGAAAAGAACAUUCUUUCACCCGUAUCCAUUGCUGUUGAUUGGAUAACGAAUAAAUUAUAUAUUGUCGAACAUGAAUUAGCACGUAUUGAUAUGUUUUCGUUAGAUGGAAAACAGAUGAAAACGAAUAUUAUUACAAGUAAUAUUCAUCAACCGCGAGCCAUCGCCAUCGACCCGAUAGCAGAAUAUCUGUUCUUUGUGGACGAAGGCGAUUGGCAUCGAAUACCUGCAAAGAUCUUUCGAUGUCUUCUCGAUGGUUCUCAAUGUGCGGUGCUAGUCGAUCAGAAAUUGGAUCAACCAAGUGAUAUCACAGUCGAUCAUAUUAAGCAACGAAUUUACUGGGUUGAUCGAUCAUAUGAUCAUGUGGAAAGUUGUGACUAUCAUGGAUCAAGACGUAUUACAUUGACAUCCGGUAGUCAAAAUAUUCCAUAUACAGUUGGCCUUGAUCUUUUCGAAAAUAAUCUCUAUUUAACUGACGAUAUGAAAGGUGCUGUAUUACAACUUCGACGACAUUUUAAUUCGAAUACAAGUAUUUUUUACAAACCUCAGUCAUUUGUUCGACCAAGAGGCAUCAGUAUUUACCAUGAAACUCGACAGCCGCAGCGCACAAAUCCAUGCAAUGGGACAUAUAAUGGUGGUUGUGAACAUUUAUGUUUACUAGGCCGAGCAAAUCUUCUCGCGAAUAGUUAUCAAUGUCGAUGUCAAUCGGGUUAUCGACUUAAAUCAGAUUUACGAACGUGUGAACCGGUGAAAGAUUUUCUGCUUCUUACACGUUUGUUUUCCAUUCGUGCGAUUGAUUUCAGUCGGGAUUCAAAAAUUGAAGCUCGACCACCGAUAGUACCCGAUCGGCGAACAAUCAUUAUGGAUUCUGUUUUCGAUUAUCGGCAAAAACUCGUCUAUUUCUAUUCGAAACGAAGUCAAAUGAUCUAUAUUUCGUAUAUGGAUGGUGAAAAACCAAAACCAGUAACAACAUCGAAGAUAUUUCCUGUCGUCAGUGCCAUGGCAUAUGAUUGGUUUUCCAAGUUACUCUAUUUGACAUCAUCAACUGAAAGUCAAUUAUUUGUUGUCAGAAUGAAUACAACCGAUUUUCCCCAACGUGUACUAGUCAAUGGUACCAUCGGUAUACAUGGUAUUGCCGUAGAACCAAUUCAAGGAUAUGUAUUUUACUCAACAAUUAUUCGUCCAGCUAAAAUUUAUCGAAUGUCAUCGGACGGAUCAAAUCGUAUGAUCAUUGUGCCAAAUGAAUUAGGUACUCCUUAUCACUUAACAUGCGAUUACGGCAGUCAACGACUCUACUGGACUGAUGGUGCACUAUCACGUAUUCAAUAUUCUGAUUAUAAUGGACGGAACAUUCAAUCAUUGAGAGGACGAUCAAUUUCUCAUCCAUUUGGAAUUGCAAUAUACGGAUCUCGAUUGUACUUUACUGAUGUGACAUUGGAAACUGUAUUUGAAAGCAGUAAAACUUACAGUGGUUAUGCUUCUCCGAUUCGAUCGAAUAUUCCGGCGAUUUCAACCGUUCGAGUCUACGCAGAAUCAUCCCAACCAAUCAAUAUUACGCAUCCAUGUUGGACCAAUAAUGGCGAAUGUUCAGAUUUCUGUUUCCCUAAGCGCGAACAAAACGUUCUGACACGAGUCUGCGGUUGUCGUUACGGUCAAAAAUUGAAUACAAAUAAUAAUAUUCAAUGCGUGGAUAAUUCUGCAGCUGAACCAAGUCGAACAUCAUGCAAUGGGCAAUUUCAAUGUCGAAACAGUCGAUGUAUUCCAUUAAACUACAGAUGCGAUGGAGAUGAUGAUUGUCAUGAUAAUAGCGAUGAACAAAAUUGUCCAGCUGGAACACCACGAUGUCCAACUACGCAAUUUCAAUGUCGUAGUACAGGUGUUUGUAUUAAUAAACAGCUUGUUUGUGAUGGCUACGCUCAUUGUCUCGAUCGUUCGGAUGAAUCGAAUUGCAGCCAAACUUGCAAUGAUAAUCAAUUUCGAUGUGCAUCAGGAAGAUGUAUUUCAAAAUCAUGGGUUUGUGAUAAUGAAAAUGAUUGUGGAGAUUCAAGUGACGAACAGAAUUGCCAUGAACGAACUUGUGAUCAACUAACACAGUUCACUUGUCCUCAUACACCUGGCAGAUGUAUUCCAACCGCUUGGAAAUGUGAUGGCCAAAAUGAUUGUGGAGAUAAUUCAGAUGAACUUAAUUGUCCACCCAUUGCUUGCGGCACCGGACAAUUUUUAUGCGCACGUGAUCGACGUUGUAUCAAUGCAACACGCCGGUGCGAUGGUAUUGCGGACUGCCCAUCAAUGGAAGACGAACAAGGCUGUUCAGGUUCAACACCAUCGUUCUGCCGACCUGAUCAGUUUCGUUGUGGAACAACUUGCAUACCAAACGCAUGGCGUUGUGAUGGUCAUCGAGAUUGUGCUGAUGGUUCUGAUGAACCAUCGACUUGUGGUGCACGAAAUUGUACAUCGAGUGAAUUUCGUUGUUUGACAUCGGGCGAAUGCAUUCCGGAGACAUGGGUGUGCGAUCAUGAUGACGAUUGUGAAGAUGGAUCCGAUGAAAGUUUAAAUCAGUGCCAAACUGCCCCGUUUUCCUGUCAAGAUAAUCAAAUACCAUGUCCAAGUACAACAAUUCAUCAAUGUGUAAAUGUUUCACAAGUUUGUGACGGUAAACCGGAUUGUCCUGGUGGUGGCGAUGAGUCGCCAUUAUGUAACAAUGAUCAAUGCUCGGUCAAUAAUGGUGAAUGUAGUCAUAUAUGCCAUCCGUCUCCAUUUGGCGUUCUAUGUCUUUGUGAACCUGGUUUUCAUGUAACCAAUACGACGAACUAUAAGAAAUGCGAAGAUAUUGACGAAUGUGUUGAGGAUCCUUUCUUAUGCCAUCAGCACUGCUUGAAUACCAAUGGAAGUUUCAUUUGUGGAUGUGAUGAAGGAUUUAUUUUACAAUCAGAUGGACGAACUUGUAAAAUCAUCAAUGAAACUGGUAUUCGUCUAUUGGCUUCAUAUAGUUCUUCAAUUGGCUGGUACUCGCCAACAUUGCAAACCUAUGGUCAAGUCCCUCUUGGUCCUAAUAUGCGUUACAUAUCUGCAUUUGAUGUUGAUAAUCGAACGAAUACCUAUUUCUGGGCUGACAUAGCAACAAAUACUAUCUAUCGUCGUUCGUCUAGAGCAACAAAUUACACCAAAAUUAUUACAAGCGGUAAUAGUUACAUUGCUGGUUUGGCAUAUGAUUGGAUUGGAAAUAAUUUGUAUUGGACUGAUUAUAUGCUCGAACAUAUUGAAGUUUCAUCAGCAGAUGGUCGUCAUCGACGGAUAUUAUUUCAUGAAAAUCUGACAAAUCCAUGGGCAAUUGCAGUCGAUCCUCGGCCAGGCGUUCGAUUUCUGUUUUUUACUGAUUGGGCUAAAAAUCCUCGCAUUGAACGUUGUAGCAUGGAUGGCCAAGAACGUAUUACUCUUGUCAACGAUUCAAUUCAUAUGCCAUUUGGUUUAACGCUAGAUUUAAUACGUGAAAAAGUUUACUUUAGCGAUCGUCAUUUGAAUUACAUCGAAGUUGUUAGUUACACAGGGGCAGACCGACGGAAAAUCCUCUCGAAUACCCAUUUUCUUCAUGCGCCAACAUCAAUCGCCAUUUUCGAGAAUUAUCUCUACUGGUUUGAUUCGAACUCAAAUGAAGUACGUCGUUUAAACCGAUUCGAACAUGGUGUCAAAGCACAACGACACGAGAGAAUUCUAUCUCGCACAGGAAUUAGUCAUUUGAAGAUUUCGCAUCGAAUUUAUCAACCAUCAGGUCCAAACCCAUGUCAACAAUCUCGCUGUACACAACUUUGUCUUCUUUCUCAUACUUCAUCAUCGGGUUAUACUUGUGCUUGUUCAACUGGCUUCUAUCUUGACCGAGAUCAGUUUACAUGUUCAAAAGAUUAUUCGCCUUUCAUCAUCUAUAUGAGAAGUCGAACAAUUGGAGGAAUAAACGUACGACAUGACCAACGAUACGUGGAUGAAAAUUCGAAUUACGAUGAUUUAUGGGAACGAUUAGUUACCGUUACAGAUAUCGGCCGAGGUUAUGAAUUUGCCUUUGAUGAAGCUAACGAAACGAUAUAUUGGUCACAAAUGAAAGGUAUUCUACCCGAUGGAUCUACCAGGUAUGAAAUUCGUCGAAUUAAUUUCGAUGGUACGAAUGAAACAGUUUUCUAUGGUGAUGAUGAAAUCCUAGUCGGAAUGGAAAGUGGUACGAUGCAAGUCGAUGCUGUCGGACGAUUUGUGUAUUGGAUUGAUCUUGGCGGUGGACAAGUGCCAAUGAAAAUAGCUCGUGUUCGUUUCGAUGGCAAAUAUCCAGAGAAUGUUAUAACAGAAAAUCUCCUGCGUCCGAACUAUAUAGUGUACAAUCUUGAUCUUCACUGCAUUUUCUGGAGUGAUACUGGCAUUCAAAAAAUUUCAUAUCAUUGUAUGGAUUCGGGUGAUACAAAAGUUCUCGACGUUGAUGUUAGCCAUCCUCGCGGUUUUGAUUUUCUUACUCAUUUCCUUCCUCCAGCAUCGGGAUCGUCAGUUCAAACAAAUGAAAAUGAUGAUAUUUCAUCCACACAUUAUUCCUUAUUCUUUGUCGAUGCUGAUCUAGAAGGAGUUUAUAAGAAAUGGUUUGAUCAUAACUUAAUCCCAGUAACCGAUGUCAUCCCGGUACGAGUUAAUCAACAAGAUCCAAUGCAAGUUCGAGCUUAUCCGCGCUACGAAGCUCUAAAUGCAUACUGUUAUUACAGUUCUUAUUGUGAACAGUUCUGCUUUCAAAUUGAUUCACUUAACCAUAAUACACCGACAUGUGAUUGUGCUAUCGGAUACAAGUUAAAUAGCGAUGGACGAACGUGUUCACCUAAAAGUCAGCAAUUCAUCGUCUAUAGUACGCAUUCCUUGUUGCGAGCAUUCGAUUAUCGUUCGAAUGAUUCGGCAAGAGAAGAUGUUAUGCCAUUAAUAGCCGGAAACAACAUGGAAAUGUUAUCGGUUCGAUAUUCUACACGUGAAAUUUAUUGGAUACAUGCGAAUCGCCUGAUACGUCGCGCAGUUUGGACAGAUAGUCGAACAUGGAAUGUCACAACUCACUUACAAAUAAGCGUUGCUGCUGAACAAAACUUUAUUCUUGGCCUGACGCUUGAUUGGAUAUCUGGAAAUUUGUAUUUUUCAUACAUAUCGAACCAAUAUGGUCAUUUAGAAGUUAAUCGUCUCGGAACAGAUCAUCGUUUGAUAUUGCGCAAAGGCACUAACGAAACAAUCUAUUCUCUGGCUGUUAAUCCGAAACGAAGAUUUCUCUAUUGGUGUGAUCGUGGUCCACGUGCUCACAUCACUCGUUCAUUGCUCAAUGGUGAAAAUGUUACCUAUCUUGUUACAACACAAAUCAUUCGACCCGAAUCAAUAACAAUUGAUUAUUCGACUGAUGAUGUCUAUUGGGCGGAUUCUAUACGUGAUACGAUUGAAGUUAUUUCAUGGGAUGGACGAAAUCGGCGAACAGUUUCACGUAAUAUUCCCAAAGCGAUUGCUUUACUUGUUGCUAACAAUGAUCUCUAUGUUAUGGAUCGAGCAUUUUCAUCGAUUAUGCGUAUUAAUAAGACGGCUAGUAAUAUGACACAACGAUUAGAAUCGAUUUUAUCGUUGAAAAGUUAUGAAGUCGGUGGAAUGGUAUUAUUUGAUGAACAACCUAUCUAUGAAUCACCUUGCCAAUCCUCAACGGUUCGACAACGAUUCUGCGAAGAUCUCUGCUUUGCUAUGCCUGAGACAAGUGUGCCACAAUGUGCAUGUGCAUUUGGAACAUUGAGUGCCGAUCGGCGAACUUGCACACCACCGAAUGAAUAUCUACUCGUGGCGAUGGAGAAAGAGAUUCGCCCGAUGUCUAUGCAACCACAUGGUUUAGCAACGAGUGCACCGUGGAGAGCAAUUACUAAUCUUAGUAUGGUAGUUGGAAUCGAUUUUGACUAUCGAGAUAAGCAGAUAUUCUACACGGACAUCCAAAUUCAAGAUAUAUUUUCAUUUAAUAUGGAUGAUCCGAAUCCAACUGCUCGAAAAUUAGUACAAUCAAAUGUGACAGGUCGUUCACAACCUGUCGGCAUUGCAUACGAUUGGGUGUCUGAUCGUUUGUAUUGGACUGAUGAAACUUAUGGACGAAUUAUAUCAGCAAGACAUAACGGCUCAGAAAAAGUUAUUAUCGCAGCUAGUCUACGUCCUAGAGCAAUUGUUGUGCAUCCGUGCAAAGGAUUACUGUUCUGGUCAGAUAUUGGAUCAUAUCCGUCGAUUCGUCGUUCGACGUUAACUGGACGACAAGUGACAUAUGUAAUAACGACCAAUAUUCGUUGGCCAAAUGGACUAACAGUUGAUUUCGAUGACGAUCGAAUCUAUUGGGCAGACGCCUGGUUUGAUCGUAUCGAACGUGCCUCAUUCGACGGUACAAAUCGUGAAGUCAUUGCCACAGUCGUUCAUCCAUUUGCAAUAACUGUUCAUGGACAUUAUAUCUAUUGGACUGAUUGGAAUCUUCGUGGUAUUUACCGUGCAGAAAAAUAUACCGGUGCUAAUAUGGUUGAAAUGCAGAGCAACCUUCCCUAUCGUCCAAUGGAUAUCCAUGUCGUGUCGGAUCAACGUCAGAAGUGUUCAUCUUCUCCAUGUAAUAUCAGUAAUGGUGGUUGCAGUCAUAUAUGCAAAACAGGAUUGGAUAAUCAAGUGGAAUGUACUUGUCCAAGUGGUCAACAAUUGAAGUUAGCAAAUGAUCGACGAAUGUGUGUUCCGAUAUCAUCAUCAUGUGCAUCUGUUAAUUUCACCUGUCGCAAUGGUCAAUGUAUUUCCAGACGAAAAGUGUGCGAUGGUCAAGGAGAUUGUUCGGAUAAUUCAGACGAAGAAACAAGAUUUUGCUCGGCCUAUACUUGUCGACCAACUGAAUAUCGAUGCUUGAGUGGCGGUUGUAUUCCAUUUGUUGAGAGAUGCGAUCGAAAGAUCGAUUGUAACGAUGGUAGUGAUGAAAAUAACCCUUAUCAGCCCUGUGUCUAUCCACAAUGUCCUGACGGACAAUUUACUUGUGCCAAUUUUCGGUGUAUUGAUUCUUUCAAACGUUGCAAUGGAUACGAUGAUUGUAAUGAUGGAAACUCAACUGAUGAAGUCAGUUGUCCGUCUCGUGUUUGUAACGGUACAAAUAGUAUGAAAUGUCCUAACAAUAACAUAUGUAUCCAACGAAGUUAUCUAUGUGAUGGCGAUAAUGACUGUGGUGAUAAUAGUGAUGAAAGUCCGAUAUUUUGUCAAAGUAUUCAGUGCAAUACGACGGAAUUUCGAUGCGGAAACGGUCGUUGUAUACCAUAUUCCUGGGUAUGUGAUGGACGACGGGAUUGUGCUGAUGGUAUCGAUGAGCCAGUUGAUUGUCGUUCCACGAAUCGUACAUGUCCAGCAGAACUUUGGAAAUGUGAUAAUGGCCGAUGUAUAAGUCCAGAUCAACGAUGCAAUGGUAUUGACGAUUGCCGAGAUGGAAGUGAUGAAGAUGAAAGACAUAAUUGUGCUGAAAUGCCUUGUCGUCCGGCACAAUUUCGUUGCCCGACAGGUCUGAAAAGUAAUUCACGUUUGAGAUGUCUCGAUCAAUCGGCUGUCUGUAAUGGUAUUGCUAAUUGCAUGCGUGGAGAAGAUGAAGCCAAUUGUACUCGACGAAAUUGUUCUUCUUUGCAAUUUCAAUGUGCCAACGGCCUUUGUGUUCCACGGUCAUAUAUUUGUGAUCACGAUAACGAUUGCGGUGAUGGAUCUGAUGAACCUGCAUCAUGUGCUUCGCAGUAUCGAAAUUGUACCAGUGCAGAAUAUCGAUGUGAAAAUGGACGGUGUAUACCAAAAUCUGCUACGUGUAAUGGCUUUAAUGAUUGCCAUGAUAAUUCUGAUGAGAAACCUUCCUUAUGUCAAACAGAACAAUGUCCUGCCGGACAAUUCCAGUGUCGAAAUAAACAAUGCAUUCCCUAUGAGGUUGUUUGUAAUGGUGUAAGAAAUUGUACUGAUGGAAGUGAUGAACCUGUUAGUUGUGGUGUGAAUGAAUGUGCAUCGACGGUUCUCAGCGGUUGUGAACAUGGUUGUGUGAAUACAUUAAGUUCUUUUCGAUGUACCUGUCGACCAGGUUAUAAAUUGGCAACCAAUCAGAGGAAUUGUUGGGGUAAGAACGCUCACCAGUAUUCUCGAUUUUCUACACACAGAGUACUUCAAUUAAAUCAUGCCUAUUUAGAUAUCAACGAAUGUGUUGAAACACCAAGUGUUUGUCAGCAAUUAUGUGAAAAUACUCAGGGUUCUUACAUUUGUAAAUGUGUAUCUGGCUAUGAAAAGGGUCUUGAUGGGCGCAGUUGUUAUCGAACAAACCGAACUGUUAUACCACAUGUAUUAUACAUAAAUAAAUACUACAUUCGUGCUAUCGACCUCGAUGAACAAACCGAAAUAACAGUUGCUCGUGGUUUUAUGGAGCUAUCUGCUAUAACAUAUGAUUGGAAAGAUCGAAAAAUCUAUGUUGGGGACAAUGUUGCUAAUAAAGUCUAUCGCAUGAACUUCAAUGCAUCGCAGUCGACAGCGAUUAUUGAAGGUAGCCGGGUACGAGGACUCCGUGCAUUAGCUUUAGAUUGGAUUGGAAGAAAAUUGUAUUUAUUAUCGAGCGUACCUGAACUCCGCGUCUGUGAAUUAGAUGGUCGAAAUGAAGUGACACUGUUAAAUUCAAGAUACUUAUCCCAACCGAAUUAUUUAGCGAUUGAUCCAUUAGUCGGCUAUUUGUUUUAUUCCGAUUGGGGUCAACCACAUAUUGGAAGAAUCAAUUUAGAUGGCAGUAAUUUUGUUAAGGUUAUUGGAACAGAUACGGCAGGACCAUUGGGUUUAGCUAUUGAUAUUAUCACGAAACGAAUCUUCUGGAUCGAUAGACGCUUACAACGAUUAGAAUUCAGUAAUUACAAUGGUGGUGAGCGUAAAAUUGCAUUUUCGGGUCAUGAUUAUGUACCAUACUCGCUUGGUCUGGGAUUCAUUGAUGGUUACGUGAUUUGGUCAGAUUUCACUAAUCACUCUUUAAUUCGUGCUGACGCAUUGAAUGGUUCAAAUAAACAUGUGCUUAUACCCGACACGAUCAACGAAGUCAUGUCUCUUGCUGUUAUUCAUCCAUCGUUACAACCACAGAUUCCAAAUCCAUGUGGAACAAAUAAUGGCGGUUGUUCACAUUUAUGUUUAUUGUCAACGAAUCAAUCGUAUACUUGUGUCUGUCCUGAAUACUUUUCAUUUAAUAACAAUGGAAAUAAUCGAACAUGUGCCGCGAAUUGUAGCUGUAAUCAACAUCGAUGCGGACCGCCCAAUGAACGAUGUAUCCCUUGGUCAGCGAAAUGUAAUGGAGUGAAUGACUGCGAAGAUGGAUCGGAUGAGCCGACUACUUGUCCACAAAGGCGAUGUACAACAAAUCAAUUUCAAUGUCGAAAUCAAAAUUGUACACCGAUUUCAUAUGUUUGUGAUGGCAUGGAUGAUUGUGGUGAUAAUUCAGAUGAAGAAAAUUGUGAAUGCCGCUGUAUGCCAGGAACAUUUCGAUGUAACUCGGGCCCAUGUUUAUCGGCGAGAUUCCGUUGUGAUGGUACUCGACAUUGUUCUGAUGGCAGCGAUGAGUUAAACUGUGGCAAUCGUACAUGCUCUCAUCAUCAAUUUACAUGUACUAAUGGUCGAUGUAUCCCUGCGUCAUAUGAAUGUGAUUUAGACAAUGAUUGCGGGGACAAUAGUGAUGAAAACGCUUAUUUCUGUCGUAAUCGUCCAUGUCGUCCAGAUCAAGUUCGAUGUCCUAACUCAUAUAAAUGCAUUCCGAAUGCAGCACGAUGUAAUGGACGAAACGAUUGCGGAGAUAAUAGUGACGAAAAUCCCAAUCAAUGUCCGGUAUGCAAUGAUGCCAGCCAUUUUCGAUGUCGUGAUGGAGGAUGUAUUCCGAGAAGUUUGCGUUGUAAUCAUCGAAACGAUUGUCGCGAUGGAUCUGAUGAAAAUCCAGACACAUGCAUUUAUCGGGAUUGUAGUGAAGAUGAAUUUCGCUGUUCCAAUGGCCGAUGUAUUCCACAACGAUGGUUUGAAACAAAUCUUCAAGAAGAUAUUUCGACUAUUCCUCUGAUUUAUUUGCUUGUUUGUUUCAGGGUUUGUGAUCAUGAUUAUGACUGUGGCGCUGGCGAUACAUCCGAUGAAACAGCUGAUUGCGCUGCUCGACCAUGUCCGAAUGGAAGAUUUAAAUGUGCAUCAGGCCAUUGUGUUAGUAAUACGAGUCGUUGUGAUGGAAUUCCACAAUGUGCCGAUGUUUCGGACGAAAUCGGCUGUCCACCACGUGGUCCGAAUGGUACCUAUUGUGCAGCAGACCGUUUCACUUGUAACAACACACUUUGUAUCAAUAAAAAUUGGGUGUGCGAUGGCGACAAUGAUUGCCAUGAUAAUAGCGAUGAAACACUGGAAGUUUGUCGGACAGUUCCGUGUAACUCAACAUAUCAUUUCCGUUGUACAAACGGUCGUUGUAUCUAUCGUUGGCGCAUGUGCGAUCAUGUCGAUAAUUGUGGCGAUAACAGUGAUGAAGAUAUUCAUGGUGUUUGUCGCACAAGAAAUCAACCGAUAACAUGCCCACAAUACAAAUGUGAACACACCAACCGUUGUAUCCGAUUUUCCGAUCUGUGCGAUGAAUAUGACGACUGUGGUGAUGAAUCCGAUGAAUUAACAUGUCAUCAUAAUACAACAAUAACAUGUGCAAAUCAAACGAAUCAUUGCGAACAUCAAUGUCAUGAUUUACCAAAUAACCGAGGAAUUGUUUGCGCAUGUCAUCCAGGUUAUAAGUAUAGUAAAGAAACAUCGAAAUGCGAAGAUAUUGAUGAAUGUCAAAAUAUAACGUUGAAUCAUUGCUCGCAGAUAUGUAUUAAUACAAAAGGAAGUUUUCGCUGUGAAUGUGCAGCAGGUUUCGAGCCAAGUGCGGUGAACCGAUCAGAUUGUCACGCUGGAGAUCAAACGAUGGACAUUCUGAUAUCUGAACCUGAAGAUAUUCGUCGUCUUCGUCAAAACUCUCCUGGAAAUGCCGCACAUUACGGAGUGCUUAUCGAAGAUCAAUCAAGUGCUGGUUUUAUUUCCAUCGAUACAACGAACCGUCUAUUCUAUUGGAUUGACGAAGCAACGUAUGAAGUCAAUCGUGCCCAUCUUACCCCAAGUGCGCUUUCCACAGCACAGCCACAACAGCUAUUAUUUGAAGAUACUGAUCAUGCAAUCGUUCCAACAAGUGUCUCUAUUGAUUGGAUUGGUCAAAAUCUGUACGUCACUGAUGCUACCCAUGGUUGUAUAUGGGUGAUGAAAAAUGAUGGACGUUAUGCAACAAAAUUAAUCACAGGUAUCGAGUCUCCAUGGGUAAUCGCUGUAAAUCCAGUGCUUGGAAUAUUCUAUUUUAUUAACUAUGAACAUCAUGAUUUUAAUGACACCAGUGAUCGUGUUGUUGCGAUCGAAUCAGCCUAUAUGAAUGGAGAAAAUCGUACAAUAUUAGUCGAUACAGAUAUCAUUUAUCCGACCGAUUUAGUGAUUGAUUUCUAUCAAAACUAUCGUGUUUAUUGGACAGAUGAAAAGAAAGAAUCGAUCGAAUCAAUGAACUUUGAUGGUACCGAUCGAGUUACGAUAGCCCAUAUUGGUGUACAUGCACCGCAUUCUUUGGAUAUAUUUGGAAGUCAUGUCUAUUGGAUAAAUCGAGAAAAUCGAUCGCUAUAUUCAAUUGAGAAAUUUGGCCGGGGUGUAUCAACGAUGGUUCUUGAUAAUUUAGAAUCACCUUUGUUCGUCAGAAUUUAUCAUUCGCUGAAACAAAUUCAAUCAGUAUCAAAUCCAUGUUCAACGGCCAAUUGCUCACACUUAUGCGUUCUAAAGCCAUUGAAUCAAUAUCAAUGUCUAUGUCCACUUGAUACAGAAAUGCUAGAAGAUAGUCAAACAUGUAGCGCACCAAUCGUUCCCGAACGAGAAGGUGUUUUGCAAUGCUCCUGCGUGCAUGGUCGAUGUAUUUACGAAUCGGACGAUCAAAACAAUUAUCGAGUGACUGGAUGCGAUUGUUCACCGGGAUAUGCUGGUGCAAGAUGCGAUAGAAAAACUAUUAUUGAGAUCGUUGGUAAACAUUGGCGUAAGAUUCUUCUUUCUGGAAUCAUCAUUGUUGCAUUAAUUGGCAUGGUUAUAUUUGGAAUUGUUCUAUUCCAACGCAGAGGAUUGGCUCCAUCAAUGCCUACUCUUCCAUUGCCGACAGCUGUUCGAUCAGCUCUGAAUAAUAUUCGUAAUUUCGUUACACACUCAACAGAUACGAUUAAUACCGUACGAUUUCGCAAUGCUCGACCAACGACAGCCAGCAGUGCAUCAACCUUAGCAUCACCACCUGUAUUCGCUAACCCAAUGUUCGGUGCCACAAUGUCUAGUCAAUCAACGAACGAACCAGCGAAAUUGAAUGUUGACGUUUUUCCACCUCCCUCGAAACCAAAUCGAAAAGGCGCUCCAGUGUCUCCGCCACCCAAACAACAGCAGCAAUUUAAUCCUCAAAGCAAAGAAACCGAUCAUGAUAAAGCCAGUCUAGUUGAACGAAGCGUUAAUGAUGCAUAA